CAACACAAAUAUACUCAAAGCAUAACCCGACGAAAACAAGGAAGUAACGAGGAAAAAAGACGAGGAACUUUGACUAAACCUUAUAUUUAUUGCCAAAUAAACGCCGAAUUCGGUCUGUUGAAUUUCUCAUCCACUAGAAUAUUUUACCUACAGUGAAGAACAAUGAACAACAAAGGUUCAUAUCCUCAAGCUGUUUACCCUCAGCAGAGCACAGCACCCGUUUACCCGCCUGCUAUGCAAGUCCCUCCUCAGGUGUCUCCAUAUCCAGAUGCCCCUCCUCCAUACUCUGAGGUUUAUCAGCCCAGGUAUAUGGCUCCUCCCCCAGCCCAUGGACAGAUGCCCCAAAUGACCUCAGCUUACCCUGGUACUCAGAUGUACAUGCCCAUGCAUGCUCAGUCUGUGCCAAUGGGGGCCAUGGGCCCCAGUGUCCCAAUGGCAUAUUAUCAGAUGGGGCCUGUGUACCCCCCUGGUUCCACCGUCAUGGUGGAUGGUGGAUUCGAUGCUGGAGCUCGCUUUGGGCAUAGCACCAGUACCUCAAUUCCUCCUCCACCUCCUGGACACCUCCCCAACGCGGCUCAGAUGGCAGCCAUGCAAGGUGCAAAUGUUGUGAUGACCCAACGCAAGGGCAACUUUUUCAUGGGUGGCUCCAGCGGCGGUUACACCAUCUGGUAACAGUGAGCACCCCCCUGGGCCUGGACCGAAGCCCUCCUUCCUUCUCCUGGUUCCCUUUACCUGUUCUCCCACCCCUGCCUCCCUUGGGGCUGCUUGGCUAAGCCACAAUACUGAUUUAAUCUAAUGGAAUGUAAUGUUUUAGAGCCCCUUACUCAAGGUACAGUACGCCGCUAUUGGUAUAAUUGUGUAAUAUCACAGUUAUAUAACGUCUAACACAAUUAUUGUGUAUUCACAAUUAAAAAGUGCACGAUAAUUGUAAGUUUAACUUCUAGAGAUCAUUUAUACAUUUGCCAUAAUUUAGAGUAUACAACUUCUAAGGUGAAGGCCAAGCCAUUUUUUCCUUUAUUGACACUGGCGUACCUCUUACAACUUCAUUUUUAAAGGACAUUUUCUAGUUUUUAGUUGUCUUCUUGAGCCAGAGAUCAUGCCAAGAGAACUGCCGAGAGUCAGUUUGAUCAUCUGUGUAAAGUAGCUAUGCACUUGAAACUUUCUCUUUGAAUAGUAUGCUUAUCUACACCUUUCAUUCGUAUCAUUAUUAAGGUCUUGUCAGAUAUGUAUAAUGCAGAUUUAAGCACUAUCAAAGAGACAGGUGUGUUUACAAAUUCAAACAGCGGCGGCGUAUUGUACCUUUGGGCAAGCUUAUAUAAAUAUUAUCAGGUGCCAAAACUGCACCAUUAUUUAAAAGCAAAGGAAUUUACACAUGGGUGAACCUUAAUGCAGUAAAAGAGAGAGUGAACAAGAUUAACUAAACUGGUUCAGAAAAGUCCGUUUUUUUUUUUUUUUUUUAAUAUUCUCUCCAAUGUCGGAUACCCAGAGCUGUACAUAUAGCAGUUUCACCUUGUUUAGCAUGUGUUAUGUGCGUUCCAGCUAUAUGUGCUUCUACACAAAUCUUGUAGGCAUUUUCCACAAAGGUAAAGCUAUUUACAGAGGCCAGGGCUCAAUCAAGAGACCAUUUAUUUUCAGUAUUUUAAAUGGUUUGGCACAUCAAGCUUUUUUUUCUUUGUCUGGGAGGCUGCUUGUACCAAAGAUCUGGACAAGAAUGCACUAAAAGCUUUCUGCUUUUUGUAAGUCUUCUGUCAUAGUACAUCUGCAAACAGAUUCAUUCUGAAAUAAACAAACAAACAAACAUCAUAUUUAGAUGAUGGUGAUUACUUUCCAGGCAGAGCACAAGCCUGCUGUGACUGCAUUUUCUAGGGGUUUGUGUUUUAAAAAUAUAUCAAUGUUUCCUAGUUGCAUCUUGAUGUUUCUGCAUGCACUUUUCAGUAGUUUUGUUUUUAAUAAAGUGUUAUCAUUGUUAAAUUUUUUAGGAGUACUACAAAAUUAAUUUAUGUGCACUGUCAACCAAUUCUGAAAUGUUUUUGCAGCUUUCUUUUGUACAUAUGCUUUUAAAUACAAAUAGCGUCAGUUAUACUUGUUGCUGCAUUGAUGAUUUUUUCAAAGCAGUGCGGUGAUGCGUAGCAGCAUAUACAAAGGCUGAGAAAUUGUGGUGUUGAUUUGUAAAUGUUUCGCAAGGGAUUAAAGUUUUCCUCUCUCUCUCUCAUCUGUAAUGUGUUUAAGAAAUGUUUCGCAUUAACAUUACCUGAUUUAAAAAAAGGACAACCUCACAUGAGUUACACCAGCAGUUGUCACCACUGCUUUUUUUUUAAGGAGUGCAUGAUAAAUAUCGGCCGAUAAUUAUUGUGCAUCUUGUCAGUAUAGCUGUUUCUCUGAGUCAUUCACUUUCGGUGUGGAUUUGCGCAGCUUGUCAGUUAACAACGGCUCUGUGUAGUAACAGCUGCUCUAUGUGAAAUCACGCACCUAAUGGAAUUUACCGGCUUUACUGACGAGAUGCGCAUUAAUUAUCGGCUGAUAUUUAUCGUACACCCCUUUUUUUCCUCGCUUCUAAUAAAUUAAAUUGCAGCCUUUACUUCUUCGACACUACAACACAUAAGUUCCGUAGCAGUUAUAUGUAUUCGAUGUGACGAUAAAUCUAUAAUGCUGCUUAUUUUGCUAGAUAGCACAGAGGUGAAAUGCUUAUAAAUGCUCACUCAAAUUUAUUCUCCACACAUUCACUGUUAUCAAAUAAUUUUCUCUCUAAACCAUACAUAUUUUCUGAUUUAAUUAACAAAAGAAAUAGGAAAUUUUAUACUAGCCCGGCAAAUGGGGCUCAUUUUUAAGCUUUACAUAUAUCAGGUGCAUCACUGGGUAUCCGACACUUCAGUACAGUUCUAAAGGUUUUGCCCAUUUGAAUACAAAAGACCAUUCAGGUAGAUUUUCUCUCUGCAAAUAAAGGAAAAACAAUUUUGAUUAUGUUGGCAAGGAAAAAAAAACAUGCCAAGUGUGCUGGCAUUGCCUUAGCACCAUUUCUAUUAUUUUCUGUGAUGUAGGUUUCUAUUUUAGUAUGGAACGUCUGACCUGGUAGUUUCACAUUUAUUCCUAACCUGACUUUGUCAUUCCUUAUUUAAAACUCAUUUCAUUUAUUCUUACUUCGCUAGGAAAAUAAGGCAAAAAACAUGAGGGCAAAGCUUUCAGAACUCAAUUCCUGUAUCAAUCUUAUCGCAGCAUUUUAUCAUGGCAUGUGGCACCGUGUUUUUGUGUAUGCAAUGUAGCGGAUACACUGCUUAUCUUGAGCCUCAAUACCAUGACAGUCAUGGAUGGUAUACGUCUAUGUGGGCACUGCAGUUCAGGGAACCCUUUUGAUUUUUUUUUCUACAUAUAUAUAUAAUAUUAAAAGAUUGUGAUGGGUUGUAAUGGAUGCAUACUGAAGCAUCAAGGAACAGAGGUCCUUCCUAGUUUGCUACAUGACAAAAAGGUCUCCAAUGAAAUUGUGGUGCACUUAACUUUUUUUAUACUAAACCUUAAGUAUAAAACAAAAUUUAGAAUAAAACUAUUUUGAAUUUUGACAA
Messenger RNA from Carassius gibelio (silver crucian carp), 3557 nucleotides. RefSeq names its product DAZ-associated protein 2. The record is from RefSeq and is a predicted model, not a curated record. NCBI's taxonomy places the organism in Eukaryota, Metazoa, Chordata, Actinopteri, Cypriniformes, Cyprinidae. The coding region runs from base 163 to 672 and encodes 169 amino acids. The transcript is spliced from 4 exons.